Messenger RNA from Lotus japonicus, 1810 nucleotides. RefSeq names its product cytochrome P450 CYP736A12-like. Lineage: Eukaryota; Viridiplantae; Streptophyta; Magnoliopsida; Fabales; Fabaceae. Bases 11 to 1600 code for a protein of 529 amino acids. Gene Ontology annotation, molecular function: heme binding; monooxygenase activity; iron ion binding. The transcript is spliced from 2 exons. The record is from RefSeq and is a predicted model, not a curated record.
GCAUCAAGCAAUGCAAUCACACCCAAAACCUUGUCUUCAGUUAUUCCCCAUUGAAGCAAGCAAAUUAAUCAUGUUACCUCUAGCAUUGGCUAUACCUGCGUUGCAGCUCCUUCUGAUAAUACUUUUCAUUCUAUCAGUUGCCCAGCUUCUUAAUCCAAAAGAGCAUAAAAAUGGUAGGAAAUAUCCACCAGGUCCCAAACCUCUGCCAAUUAUAGGCAACCUCCACCUGCUGGGUAAACUCCCACACCGCUCCAUUCACGAGCUUGCCAAAAAAUAUGGACCCAUCAUGUCCUUAAAGCUAGGACAGGUCCCAACCAUUGUGGUUUCGUCCCCUGAAACAGCAGAGCUAAUCCUCAAGACCCAUGACUCUGUUUUUGCUAGCAGACCUUUAACUCAAGCAUCCAAAUACAUUUGCUAUGACAGUAAGGGCUUGAUUUUCUCUGAGUACGGUUCCUACUGGCGCAAUGUGACGAAGCUGUGCACCUUUGAGCUCUUAAGCGUGAAUAAAGUUCAAAGUUUUGCUCCUUUAAGGAGUGAGGAAGUACGAGUGUUUGUGAAAUCACUUGAGAAAUCAGCAGCCUCACGCGAGGUUGUGAAUGUCAGUAAGAGAGUUGGGGAACUUGUAGAGAAUGUUGUCCAGAAAAUGAUUUGGGGUCCCAGUAACAUUGAAAAUUUUGAUGUCAAAAGGCUUGUUCAUGACGUUCUGCACCUCAUGGGAGUUUUUGAUGUGGGAGAUUAUAUACCUUGGGUUGGGGCAUUUGAUCUUCAGGGACUAGUAAGAAAGUUCAAGAAAGCGCACGAGGAAUUUGAUCAAAUGUUAGAGCAAAUCAUCAAAGAUCAUGAGGCUCCUUCUCGUCUUAGCGACCAGAAAAACGGGCAAUCUAUUGACUUCACUGACACAUUGCUAUCACAUAUGAAGCAAUCAAAGGACAAACAUAUUAUUAACAAAACAAAUCUCAAGGCUAUUUUGUUGGAUAUUAUUAUCGGAUCACUUGACACAACUAUCAUGACGACUGAUUGGGCUAUGUCAGAACUACUGAGGCACCCGAAGGCUAUGACGAAACUUCAAGAUGAGUUAAAGAAUGUAGUGGGUAUGGGGAGGGUGGUAGAAGAAGAUGACAUACCAAAGUUGCCAUACCUCAAUAUGGUGGUGAAAGAGACCUUUAGGAUACACCCACCUGCACCCCUCCUCGUACCUCGCGAGUGUUUGGAAGAUAUAACAAUCAAUGGUUAUUUCAUUGCGAAAAAGUCACGGGUUUUAGUCAAUUCUUGGACAAUAGGACGAGAUCCUAAAAUUUGGUCAGAUAAUGCUGAGGAUUUUUAUCCAGACAGAUUUCAAAACACCGACAUAGAUUCUCAUGGACUCCAUUUUCAAUUUCUACCAUUUGGUUCCGGUCGUAGACGCUGUCCCGGGAUGCAAUUGGGUUUAACUACCGUUCCGUUGGUUCUAGCUCAGUUAGUGCAUUGCUUCAAUUGGGAGCUUCCAUUGGGCAUGUCUGCCAAUGACUUAGACAUGACGGAGGAAUUUGGCCUUACAACGCCAAGAGUUCAAAAUUUGCUAGCGAUUCCAACUUAUCGCUUAGUAAAUGAAGGUAAUUGAAUGCAUCAAACCUCGUGACAAAGCAAGAAACUAUUUUAAUGUGUUUUUCAAUUUAUGUCUUUCUUUGUUUGUCUCUUAAUAAGAUCUUCAUGUGCGCACAGAGCUUCUUUGCAGCCCUUGGAUCGAUCAUACCUAAGAGAUUAUGCUGAUUUUUUUUAUUUUGGCACUGUAAUAAUUUGAUAAUCCUAUUACUCAUGAUGGGUUUCAAUA